AUGACAAAUAGUAAGGAUAAAAAGAAAAGAUCUCCUGAUAGGAAUCACUUUAAGCGUAAAGAAAAGAUAUGUGUGUGGUGCGAUAAGAAUUCACAUGCCAGUUCAGAAUGUGCUACUGCUAUUUGUAAAAACUUGGAUAAGCGGAAAGAAUACUUAAGACUGAAAAAUGCGUGUUACAUAUGUCUUAACAUUGGACAUACUGCAAAAAAGUGUAGAAAGUACCCGAAAUGUGUUGUAUGUAUGAAGAGACAUUUUCCUAUAAUGUGCAGUGAUGUCAAUAAGCCUAAUAUGGAAACAAACACCGCCGGCACGUCACAAUCAGUACCCAACCAGGGUGGUAUUCCUAAUAAAACAGUUUUAUUGCAGACUUUGAAAGCAAAAAUAUGUAACGGAAAUGAGAAUAUUACAGUCAGAGUUCUUUUAGACAGUGGUGCUCAACAAACAUUCGUCACUAAGGAUGUGGCUUAUAAAUUAAAACUAAAGGCAUGUGACAUACAAGAAAUGAGUCAAAACUUGUUUGGUGGAACUAUUACUCAAAAACAAAUGCAUAAAAUUUACAAUUUAACAGUCAAAAAUUUAGAUGGGACAUAUGAAUGUAAAAUGAGAGCAUUUGAAAAGGCGACAAUAUGUAGUAACAUACCUAUGAUAAAAAAGAGAAAUGAUAUUUUGUCUGUUUUAAAAGAAAAAGGUGUUUUUAUUUCAGAUCCUAUAGAUGAUGUUUCUAAAAUAGAUUUAUUAAUUGGUUCUGAUUUUUUAGGUACCUUGUUAACCGGACGAUUAGUGCAGGUGCAGGACUAUCUCUUCGCAACUGAAACGAAACUUGGGUGGACUAUACAAGGCCACGCGUGUGAUAAUGCACAAACCAAAACGGUAACAAGACGCGAGGAGGAAGUAGGGAAUUUUUUUAGGGACACCAUAUGCAUAAACGAAGAGAAUAGAUAUGAAGUUAGAUUACCAUGGAAGGAGACUGGGGAUAUUUUAUCACCUAAUUAUGAGGUGGCUCUAAAACGGCUGAACACGAUGACUGCAAAACUUAGCAAAAUAGGUUUAUUAUCAGAGUAUGACCAAGUUUUUAAUGAGUGGUUAGAAAGCGGUAUAAUAGAAAUUGUAGAGAAUAGCAGUCUUACAACCAAAAUAAGGCCAGUUUUCGAUGCUUCUGCUUCUACUAAGAAAGGUGUCAGCCUCAACUCGUGUCUUGAAAAGGGUUCUAAUCUAAUUGAAGAUAUACCUCGCUUACAGUUUAGAAAAGGUGCGAUAGGUAUAACAUCAGUUAUCAAAAAGGCCUUCUUACAAUUAGCCUUCAUCCUGAAGAUCGAGAGUACUUGA
Messenger RNA from Achroia grisella, 1326 nucleotides. RefSeq lists its product as uncharacterized. The transcript is spliced from 2 exons. NCBI's taxonomy places the organism in Eukaryota, Metazoa, Arthropoda, Insecta, Lepidoptera, Pyralidae. The record is from RefSeq and is a predicted model, not a curated record. The coding region runs from base 1 to 1326 and encodes 441 amino acids.